Messenger RNA from Aspergillus vadensis CBS 113365, 1437 nucleotides. RefSeq names its product CCDC47 family protein. The record is from RefSeq and is a predicted model, not a curated record. The transcript has 3 exons. The coding region runs from base 64 to 1365 and encodes 433 amino acids. Lineage: Eukaryota; Fungi; Ascomycota; Eurotiomycetes; Eurotiales; Aspergillaceae. Gene Ontology annotation, biological process: endoplasmic reticulum calcium ion homeostasis. Gene Ontology annotation, molecular function: calcium ion binding. Gene Ontology annotation, cellular component: endoplasmic reticulum.
CGCCACGUCGCCAGUUUCCCUGCCCGUCCGUACCCUAGUCCGUCCAAUUCCCCAUUCCUCAUCAUGGCGGGCCUGUUCAAGAACGUCUUUGGCGGUUCCCAGCCCUCGAACCCAGCCAAGGUUGACGAUGACUUCGCCGACUUCGUCGAAGCCCCGGAGCCCUCCCCGGCCUCCCUCGUCGCCGGGUCCUCAUCCAUCCCGGCCGUGAACACCCAAGGCGUCACCCCAGUCCCCUACACCAAAUGGUACCGGGUAUGGGAGCGGACCUCGCCGCGGGACUUCAUGCAAGAAGCGACCGUGAUGCCCAUCAUCCUCCUAAUCAUCCUCUUCCACUUCUGGGGUACGCGCAAGAACCGCCGCAAGGCGCGCGACUGGGCGCAAGCUCACACCUCCGCUCUGCAAAGCGAGUUCGCCGUUGUGGGUUUCGACGGCCCUAGCAGCAGCAACAGUGAAGGACAACCCGCACCCGAGUCUCUCCUCAAGGAACGCUCUGCUCAAGAAUUCGCCUCCUACGCGACCGGUCGUCAGAACGUGGCUUUCGUGGACGUGGCCAUUAAGCUCCCCAAGCGGUACAACCCCGUUACUUUCUGGACGGAGACUGUCCUGGGCUUCUUGUUUGAGAGCUGGUCCCCCCCGACGGAAACCUACGAGGCUACUGCGUACACCUUCGACGGAAAGGAGAAGGACGUUGUCCCGCUCCCGGCCAAUGAUCGCUCUUCCCUGAAGGUCAACAACUCGACCUACGAUGGAUUCAUCUGGGCUGUUGUGCACAAGAACUACAUGCGGAAGUUCCGUCAGGACCGCUACGACGCCAGCAUCACUUUCACCAGGGAUAACAACAAGCUGCCUAACUGGGUUACCGUCAUGACGGAGAGUGCGGAGAUCACGGAUGCUUUGCUCACGAAUGAGCUGGCCCAGGCUAUUGAGAAGGCUGGCAAUGAUUUCAAGUACUUGAUUGUUACUGAUCAGCCCGUCGAUAAGCCCAUGAAAAUCGAGGAAACCACCCCCCGCAAGCGCAUCGAACUGUCCGUCACUCUCCCCAGCAGCGCCGAAGGCUACAGCACCACCCUGCCCCUCUUCACGCAGUUCCUCCGCUUCGCCGACCGUCUCGUCGGCUCCGCCCACUUCCGCCCCGAAGUGAUGCGCAAGGUGCGCAGCACUCGCGACGAGGAGAUCAAGAAGCUGCGUCGUGCGGAUGAGGAGGAGAAGGCCGAGGAGCGCCGACUCGCCGCCGAGAAGGUCAAGAAGGAGGACAGGGAACGUCUCCUUCGUGGUAUGUCUGCGGAUGAGCAGAAGAAGUACCUGGAGCGUGAGCAGCAGAAGGAGCACCGUCGGAUGAUGAAGAAGAGUACGCGUAGGGGGUGAUUUCUUGUUCUGUUCCGUUCUGUUCUUUCCUUUCAUUGAACGAACUGUGGAUUAGGGGAAUGUGGACAUCGG